Molecule: messenger RNA, 1264 nt
Organism: Asparagus officinalis (garden asparagus)
Lineage: Eukaryota; Viridiplantae; Streptophyta; Magnoliopsida; Asparagales; Asparagaceae
Product: sister chromatid cohesion protein DCC1
Exons: 3
Biological process (GO): mitotic sister chromatid cohesion; maintenance of mitotic sister chromatid cohesion
Cellular component (GO): nucleus; chromatin; chromosome, centromeric region
Source: RefSeq, a predicted model, not a curated record
AAUCUCACCCCCGGUUCCUCGAUCCCGAUAAACUACCACUCUCUCUUCGGAUCUCACGAUGAUAUACUCCUCCUCGAGGUCGACGACAAGCUCCUACCUGAUCUCAUCAACAACCGGGUGACCAUCCGAGGGCAGCCUCAUGAAGAAGCUGUGCUCUGCUCACCUUCAUCCACUUAUGCUAUGAAGUUCGUUGGGACAUCCAACUCAGUGUUCCUGAUCCCCGCAGGAGAGACAACUCUGUCAAGCUCCAAUCUUGUUUCCACUGACGGUGAGGCAAACAACUCUGCAGUGAUGGAGUCAGUUGCAUCAGUCCUCAAAGUCGCUCCAGGGACUAUGGAACUGAUCCUAACUGCUCCAAGGCUUGAUAAACUGAGAACAUUCUUAAAUGAAAGACCCUACAUCCUCGAAGAAGAUUUAGAGAUCAAUUCCAAUAGAAAGAAAGGAUUGUAUUCAUGGCAAGACCUACUUGAGCUAAUCCAGGCCAGCGAAGAGGAGCUGAGAUCAGCACUGAAGUCUCUGUCAGCUGUAGAGAUAGAUGGAUACUGGAGAAUUAUUGAUGCAGAAUCCAUGGAUAAAAUCCUCAACAUGAUCCUGAAUAAUUCUAUCUUAUGUGAAUGGCCCCUAAAUUCACUCCCGGAAGAUCAACUGGUUUCUGCUUUAGCAGCAGAUGGGUUUCCCGAAAGAAUUGUUCUACACUGCCUCGAAACAUUUGGAAGUAAAGAGGAUAAUAUGGGCGAUUGUUUGUGGAGCCUCAAUGAGAAGCGGGUAUGUUUAAAUUUUGCCUCGAAGAUCUUGAGCGGUGGCAAGAUGAAGCUAGAGAAAUUCAUGGAGAAAUGGCUGCAGAGCAUCCCGUCAGGGAUGAAUGCUGAUUUGAAAAUGCUUGAAGGUGAAAUUCUUUAUGAUAAAAUUGGUGUAGAAAGUUGGAUUCGAGCUUUUAGCGUCUCAGCUCUUCCCACAGUUCCAGCUGAUCGUUUUGCUGCACUUUUUCGAGAGCGGUCUAAAUGGGAAUGGAAGGACUUGGAGCCCUACAUAAGGGAUUUGAAGAUACCAGGACUUUCUUCAGAAGCAUUGCUCAUCAAAUACACUCGAAGAUCACAAGCGAAUCCAGAUGUUGAACCCACGUUUACUGCUCGAUAAUCCUUACAGUUUCUUGCCAUUUUGUAUCCCGAACUAUUUGUAUACAUGAUUGCCUUUAUUGUUAUUUAUGCCUUAUGAAAAUUGCAGCAGAGUCCUGUUUCUACUAUAGGAUCAAGCUGUUUGCCAA